This is a messenger RNA of Symbiodinium pilosum, 3126 nucleotides long. NCBI's taxonomy places the organism in Eukaryota, Dinophyceae, Suessiales, Symbiodiniaceae. The record is from the annotation of a GenBank genome assembly.
AUGUUUGAGUCAUCUGUAGGGGACGGGUAUACAAUUUCCGGAACGCUCACGUCUGUCAACCGAGUGCUGUCAAUGAUGCAGUUUACUCCUCCGGCAGACUCGCCAAAUUCUGGAUCGUUGAGUGUCACAGUGCACCGAACACCUUCCUCAGUUGAACUAGAAGUUCUGGACCCUGACAAGUUUCGGAUGAACAUGCCGGUGAGCCAAAAUGAGUUUGAUGUGGACAUUGCACCGCUGACAAAGUCUGAAUACCCUUGCUUCAUUGGUGGUCCUGCUGCUACCUUCGUCAAUCCGGGUGAGGAUGCAAGAAAUCUGGGCGUGACAGUGAGCCCAGAGUUCUCAGCUUCAACGGAGGUCACGGCCCAAAUAGCUGAGCGACUUCAUGAAUUUCGUAUUUCAGUCCGAAAUGGGCGGAUAGGUUUGGAUGUCAACAAAUAUCCUGCUGCAAGGAUUUGCCCACCUUUUUAUCCGGAUGUGGGAGGGUGUGCCAAAGAUGAGAUCGAUGCUUGGGUCAUAUAUGGCACCAUCGAGCAAGCCGCCUUGGCCAUCGAGUCCGUUGUGUACACCCCUCCUGUUGGAUACGCCGGUCAGGACCUGAUGCGAAUUUCUGGCAGCUGCUCAGCCGUCACGCUGGAAGUGACGCUGAACAUCGUGAAGGGCUUCUCGCCUCCGCGCAUCCGUUGCUGUGACGCAGGGACUUCCUUGCAAGUGAAUCGUGCCUUGGAGCCUUCAGCAGUGCCUCCUUGCUAUUUGGAGCAAAAUGAAUAUGGCGAAAUACCUGCUGUGGCACAAGUAACUCUCAGCACCGACAUCGGGCAAUUGGCUUUUUGGCCUGUGGCAGGUCUCUACUUUGACCGCAGCCGCGACAUUAUGCCUAUGCACAAUGUUUCCUCGCGAAUCGUUGCAAGUGGGCCUGGCAGCACAGUGCAGCAAAGCCUGGCCACCAAAUUGGCCCUGCUGUUUGUGCCGGAGACGGAGAUGCGCCCUGCUGGGCAACUGACAGUGGAGGUGUUGGAUGCUCGCUCCGGGCUCAGCUCGGCAUCCACCUGCCCAAUCUACGUGCUGACCGGGAGGAAAGAGGGCCUCCCACUAGUCCAGGUGAACCUGCCAACGCCAAAUGCCAGCUACUUGCUGUCAGGCAGGGCCAUGUUGACCGUGCUGUUUAUUUGGCAGGAAACAAUGAGAACAGCUCGAGAUCAGUGCUUGACCCGCCAGCUGAGGAGCGCUGAAGAUGCUACGGAAGUUCUAAGUCAGUUGCGAUAUGCAAUAUCAGAAGCUGAGUUGGAGCGCCUGCCCAUGGUGGUCCCCAUCGAGAUUUCAGUCUAUGCGCUGCCGUCUGCACAAGUGAAGGAUUCCAAUGAAGGCAUCCUCAGGGAUCAGCGCAUUUUGCAACUCGAGAUCAACUGCGAGCCUUCGGUACCAAUACUUGAGGUGAGAUCAGAAGAGCUUGAGGUGCAACGAGGCCACCCCCUGAGUUUGCAGAUGCUUCGCAUGGAGCUUCACUAUCCUCGGAGCAUGGUGGUGCAGCUGCUCUGCAGCUCUUGCACAUUCCUCGAGAAUGAUCUCCGCUGGCAUGGCAUGCAUCAGGUAGAAGGCACCGCGCCUGUCCUGCAGAAGUACAUAGAUAGUCUGCAACUGGAAAUCAGAUGUCCCUCAUGCGAUGCCGACCGGGUCAUGCUGAAAGCCUGGGACCCUGAUGCCCUCCGGAGAGUUGGUGACGAGACGACCCCCUCGCAGGGCAAUCUGAUUGCACAGGCAUCAACACAAGUCCUUGUCCGCACAAGCCGGCUGGCACAGGGUGAGCCAAUUCUUCGCGUUCUGAGUGUCGGUGUUUUGGCCCACGCUGGUGAAGCGCUGGAGCUCGUGGAUCACAUUACUUUGCAGAGCGCGGAUCCCAACGAACCCCUGGGGCUGGCGGCUGUGCACAGCCCCUGGUGCAGCAUGAAGCAAGACUAUGCGAUUUUGGUCUGGCUGGUGGGCCCCAGCGCUUUCCUGGCAGAUGCCAAGGGCGGAGCCUCCGAAGCUACAAGCAUGGAUGAGGACGUUUGGGCUGCCACCGGCAUGCGGAUGAACAUCACCCCUUUCAGCAAUCCAGCCUCAGAAGACGAAGCUCGAGUUCCUUUCGUCGAUCCAUCUCGGCCGACGGACCCGAUGAAUCGCACUUUCUGGGAUCCGCAAGGCCCCAGCCGCCCGGACCGGGUGCUUUGGACGGGACGAAGCCUCCUGCUGCGAGGAUCGGCCUCUCAGAUGAAGCAGACCUUGCGACAACUGCAGUACAAGCCUGAUGAGACUGCGGCUGGAUGGGACACGGUGUUGAUCAGAAUGGGCAUGCAGAGGGGCGAGAUCCCAGUGUACGUCCUCCGCCAAGUUGGUGACAUCGUGCUCAAAGCGCCGCCGCUGAAGAUGCUGACGGUGGGUCAGGUAUUGCGGCUAAAUGUGACAGCCGAGCUGAACCAUCUCGUUCAGCACCAAGAUGUAUUCAGUGCGAUGGUCACCUGCAGUCAUGGUGGUUUCGCUCUGUGGUCAUUUGCCGGACGCAUGGAGGUUUUGGGAUCUUCAUUGGAAUUCUCUGGCAACACAUCUGAGCUUCAGGAGUUUUUGGCAGAUGUGACUUAUGUGCACGCGGACGGGUUCACUGGAAUGGAUCGAUUGCAAGUCUUCGUGCAAGGCAGCCCAAUACAGGCGGCAAAGAGGCAAGCACCAUCUGCAGAACUGAGCAUCGCGGUAAUGGUGCAGCUCACCGAGACGAUAAUUCCUCCGGCAACGGUAGAGAUGCCAGGAAGGUUGAAUGUCUUUGAAGAUUCUGUCACCAAGCCGCACAUCAAGGUUCGCGACUUGCGACCUGUGGCUCCUUCCGGAGUUGCCUUGGCAUCUGCCUUGACGGCGGGGGCUGGCACUGGCAGGACGUGCCUUCGAGCUCCGGAGCCUGAUACGUGGAUCACACAGACUUUGUCCUCAGAGCCAUGUGACCUGUUUCUGGUGGUUGGAUCGAACGGCACGAGCGUGGACCAGCUUAAUUGCAUGGGUUGCACCUUGCGAGCUGCACACCUGCCGGAUGAAUGUCUGACCUGGGCAGCUGAGCUAAACAACUAUGAAAAACCAUCAGCAGAAAUCUGCUUGCAGUAG